This is a messenger RNA of Meloidogyne enterolobii, 810 nucleotides long. Lineage: Eukaryota; Metazoa; Nematoda; Chromadorea; Rhabditida; Meloidogynidae. The record is from the annotation of a GenBank genome assembly.
UGGCUGUACUAAUCGUAUCUCGAGAUUUUUGGAGGAAAAGCUUUCUGCGUUGUUUUGGUUGAUUUAAAGCUUGCAGAAAUUGGACUUUAGCCAAUUCAUGAGAGAGCUCGCUCAUUUGAGCGGAUGUUUGCUGAAUUCUUUCGAUGAGGAAUGUUUCCGCUCUCUCCGGCCGCAUCAUUUUAGCCUUUGCCAGUUGAAAAUAAAAAGAUUAAUGUUUGAAAAGGGCCAAAAGUAUGCGCCCGGAGCGAGCUUGCACCUGGUUUUAAUAGUGUUAAUGAGAGAGAAAGCCUUUGGACGAAGCUGAACAAAUUUUAACCUCAUCCAUUCAACAAUCUUCACGAGAAGUUCCAGAGCUGAUUUUGGCUCUAGCGAAAAACCAGCUUGCACGUGGCCUGAACAGUGUUAACGAAAGAAAAGUCUACUUAAAGAAGGUAUUAGAACAUGUUGAUCGAGCUUUAAAAAUUGAGAAAAACGGAGAAGGCCUGGUUGUCAAGUUAGUUUUGAAUACUUGCAAAUAAAAUUAAAAUUCUGCCCUACUAAAACUUGGGAAAAUCCUGCAAAACCCCCCUUUAUUUGCAAGUAUUCAAAACUAACUUGACAACCAGGCCUUCUCCGUUUUUCUCAAUUUUUAAAGCUCGAUCAACAUGUUCUAAUACCUUCUUUAAGUAGACUUUUCUUUCGUUAACACUGUUCAGGCCACGUGCAAGCUGGUUUUUCGCUAGAGCCAAAAUCAGCUCUGGAACUUCUCGUGAAGAUUGUUGAAUGGAUGAGGUUAAAAUUUGUUCAGCUUCGUCCAAGGGCUUUUUCUCU